Girardinichthys multiradiatus is the source of this 2973-nucleotide messenger RNA. RefSeq names its product zinc finger DHHC-type palmitoyltransferase 7 (gene zdhhc7). Lineage: Eukaryota; Metazoa; Chordata; Actinopteri; Cyprinodontiformes; Goodeidae. Gene Ontology annotation, biological process: peptidyl-L-cysteine S-palmitoylation; protein targeting to membrane. The record is from RefSeq and is a predicted model, not a curated record. The transcript has 8 exons. Bases 292 to 1254 code for a protein of 320 amino acids. Gene Ontology annotation, cellular component: endoplasmic reticulum; Golgi apparatus. Gene Ontology annotation, molecular function: protein-cysteine S-palmitoyltransferase activity.
GCUGCGAAGGGCAGCGGAAAAAGCCGAGGCGAAGCCCCGGAAGCUUCGUCGUUAGUGGUCACUGUCAGCUCGUUGUUUGAGCGAUGUGCUCUAUCUGCCGAUGCCCCACCGUGUCGGCUGUGGGUUUAAUAUAAAUGGGAGUAGAAAUAUAGUGAUACGGAGUUCCUGCUCACGAAAUAAAGACUGCAAAGGUGUCUGCCAACAUUACCAUCUCUGCAGAUGUGCUUCUUCCCUAAUGGUGCUCUGCACACCACAGCAUGUUGUUGUAAAGCUCAGUAAUAUCAGGGCAGGAUGCAGUCUUCAAACCACCGGCUACGAGAUAUGGAUCAGCACCACCCACUGCUUUCAGCCGGUGCAGACGUAGAGACGGGCAGCCUGGGAGCUGGAGUGAUGGUUGGAGGUCCAAACUCGGGCCACACUGCAGGGAACCGCACAGUCUGGUUCAUUCAGGACAGCUGCGGUAUGGUGUGCGCAACCAUGACUUGGUUCCUGGUGCUGUACGCCGAGUUUGUGGUGAACUUUGUCAUGCUUCUGCCCGCCAAAAACUUUUGGUACUCCUUACUGAACGGAGCCACCUUCAACUCCCUGGCUGUGCUUGCGCUGGCAUCCCACCUGCGUACGAUGUUGACCGACCCAGGUGCAGUUCCUAAGGGCAAUGCAACCAAGGAGUACAUGGAUAGUUUGCAGCUUAAGCCUGGUGAGGUCAUCUACAAAUGCCCAAAGUGUUGCAGCAUCAAACCUGAAAGAGCACACCACUGCAGUAUUUGUAAACGAUGCAUCCGGAAGAUGGAUCAUCACUGUCCCUGGGUCAAUAACUGCGUAGGAGAAAAGAAUCAGAGAUUCUUUGUUCUUUUUACUAUGUACAUAGCCUUGAUUUCAGCCCAUGCUCUGGGCCUCAGUGGAAUGCAUUUUUUCACAUGCAUUAAGGUGCAGUGGAACGAGUGCAGUGACUUCUCACCGGGGGUGUCGGUUCUGCUGCUGAUCUUCCUCUGUCUCGAAGCCAUCCUCUUCCUCACUUUUACAGCUGUGAUGUUUGGCACACAGAUUCACUCUAUCUGCAAUGAUGAGACGGAGAUUGAGCGUCUUAAAAACGAGAAGCCCACAUGGGAACGUCACAUGAGAUGGGACGGAAUGAAAUCCGUUUUUGGGGGCCCACCAUCUUUUCUGUGGUGCAACCCAUUCACGGGUCUGCGUCUGAGGCGUCUGUUGAUGGUGACCCAGGGUCGCCGUGGUGGCUCCGAGUUUUCCGUUUGACAAUCUGGGCAGAAUGAUGGAGAUCACCCACACGUUGGCUGCGUCUAAAGCAGGAUUACUUAUUUGUCCGCCCUGUGAGGAUUAAGAUGGACCUUUUCUUUCGGACGCUGGCAAUUUGGAGGGGCCGAUGCACAGGCUGCUGCAGUGGGACCUCAGAGCAUCUCAUCUCUCACGCCCACUGGCUGUUAAACACCCAACACUGUUUGUGUUGUUCUGCGCUUGAGUUCUCAAUAAUUGGGCUAUUCGUCUUUACUUGAGCAGCAUUAUGAUUUGUUUGUAUGGAUUUUGGAAAAGCACUUACUGCAGAAAUCAAGUGAAACGUUUGUUCCUCACCAUCCAAGUAAUGUUGGAGAUGCACAUAUGUGAUCCAGACAGUGUGUCAUGAGGGAUGUGAACAGCAUAUGAUUUAUUGUCAGAAGGAUCUCAAAGGGAGAAAUGCUCAGUACUCUUCUGGAACCAGACAUGGGAAUCACAGUCUAGGAUAUGCACUACUUUCUUCAAAACGGCCUUGUUUGUUGAGCACAAUGAACUGCAGUGAUUACACUAUGUGCUCCAACAUGCAUGUAAAACAGACCUGUCAAUCAGCCUGGGAUUGUCUUUUAAAGAAACAGACCAUUAUGAACACGAGCCUUAUUCUUAGUCAAGAGGACCAAAUGGCUUUUCUCAUCAGCUCGUCCUCUUCGUCUUGUAAUUUUUCUCUUUGAGCUGAUUUUUGUUGUUGUUACGUGAGCCUGUAAAGAUAUUCCAUUUUAAGUGACUGCUGACGCCUUACCACCAUGACCACUAUUCAACAGCUAACUUUGAUGACUCACUGGAGAUGACUACUGCUGUCCUGAAUCCUCAUUUGGAUAAGAAAGUAAUUUUCUUGCCAUUCAUCCCUGCCUACAUGCUGCUUAACAUCUCUGGAGUGUUUCUGAAAUAAUAAGUCAGAUCACUGAUAUGUCUCCCUGUAUUUUCACCUCAAAAUAAUCAAGGCCGUAGAUUGAAUGUUAUUUAGUCUGAACUGUUUUCUUUUUGUGUUUUUCUUUAAGCGGUCAAUUGGAGGAGACUUUUCUAAGCGGUUAGGAAUACACAAGAAUAUGACAAGGAGAUUGCAUUGCAUUCAGACUCUGAAACAACCUCAGAAGCUGCUCAAGACAGAGCCAAGUCUGAGACAUGGUUGGUUUGCAUGCUGCUUGGCAACUGUGUGGUGCAACGUUUGUUAAAGAGGACUCUGGAACUCUAGCACAUCAAUGGACUACACAACCAAGCUUUUUUUUCUUUGUGAACUCACUUAUGAUUGGAAGUAGUUUUAUUAUUCAGGCUUUAAUACUGAACCAUGUUUUAGGAAACUCAGCAGAUGCUUGCAAGGCCUUUAUUUUCCAUUUGACCACUGUAUAAGUUUAACCCUUCAUUAUCUGUAAGCAGGGCAGGAAGUGAUAUCUUUCAGGUGUUUUAUUAGAGCGCUUAAGCUGUUAAAAUAAUAAAGAUGCCCACCUUUGAAUUUUCCCUUGGCAGAAGUCAUAUGUCUGGAAGCACUUGAGACUGAUGCUUCCUGAAUUUAAAGUUAAGUAUUGUUUAAAAGGCUAGUAGUGCUCAAGUAUUAUCAAAUUGACCCUCUUAAGUCUCAUAUCCUCAGUUGUUUAAUGAUAUACUGCUGUUAUGUCUUAUCUGUGGUGGUCAGGAGGGGAUACUCUCAGCUGUUUACAUUGCAUAUUAUUAUUAAAACCUCUAAGGACA